AGGCAGACGCACGCAAGCAAUCAAAGAAUCCUGCACAUUCCUUACUAGAAUAAGAAUAAGAUUUAAAUGUCUGGCAGGAGGUAAAACGAGUCAUGUUGUUUAAGAGAUCUUGAACUUCGUGUUGCCUCGACUCUGCAUUUAAAAGAAAAGUGAUGCAAUAAUUCGAUUUAAAUUUUCCUCUGAGAAAAAAAAUCUGGGACUAUUGUUAUAUCGCGUGGAUACUUUUUGCUCAAGUUAAGAUGGAUUCGCCCAAGCAAUUACCUCCUUCUUCAACGAUUUGAAUGCAAACGAGUAAACACGAACGAUCUCUGAUUGGUAUGAGAUGUUGUUAGCCUCGGCCGUGGUCGUCUGGGAAUGGCUGAACGAGCACGGGCGCUGGCGACCCUACAGCCCAGCGGUGUCCCAUCAUAUCGAGGCGGUGAUCCGCAGCGACCCUCGCGGCUCCGGGAGCGUGGUGCUGGGCCAAGUCGACUCGCGUCUAUCGCCGUACAUCAUUGACCUGCAGUCUAUGCACCAGUUUCGGCAAGAUACCGGUACUCUAAGACCCGUGCGGCGAAGUUUCUAUGACCCGCGGACGGCUCCGGGUCAGGGUUGGGUUUGGGAAUGGGAGAAUGACUCUGGCUCAUGGACGCCGUAUGACACAGAGGUGAGCAUCGCCAUCCAGGCGGCUCGGGACCGGCAGCAGCCCUGGCUGGACUUAACGCCACUGGGCUUCUGCUACCUUAUAGACCUGCAGACUAUGACGCAGAUCAACGGACAGACGCAGCGGCGCCGGCGCAUCCAGAGGCGCUCAGAUCUGGCCUACCCACUUGUCUCGGGCCCGCUGCCUAAACCGCACGCGUGGUCAUCCGCUGGAAGUGGUGGACUCUUGGGGGUGGGCGUAUCGGGGGUAAGUGGAGGGAAUGGUAGUGCCUAUCCCAGCGGAGCUCUUCCAGCUUCUGCUAUUACUUCACUGGGUCAACCAUGUUCCUGCCAGCAGUGUAUGCUAGUCUUAGGCGUCAAGACCCCUAGCAUGGCACUAACUCUCGGGCGGAAGCCCCCACCCGUACCUAAGCCGCCGAGCCCAAAAGCGCCAUCAAGAGGACACUCUUACUCGCUUACCCUGCCUCACCCUCCUUCCCUUUCCCGAGUCCUCUCGCCACAUAGGAACUCCACCUCAGGUGCUAGUGGGGGCUUCGCACACUCCCUCUCCCUGCUAGGCUCAGCCACUGCCGCCCUGUCUAUAUCCUCCAACCGUCCUCCUCCACCUGCUGUACCGCCACCCCCGCCUCCUUCAACCACACCCUACACGACCUCCUCACCCAACCCUACAGUACCUACACCCUCCAACGCCCUUAUAUCUACGGCAACCACCUGCGCUCCCACGCCCUCUGCUCGUGUUCUGGGUCCCGUGUCGACAGCAUCAGCAGCUUGUGCCGCCCCGGUGCCGCCUCGCAGCAGUCUGGCUGGCCUAAGCCGUCCCGCCCUGCAGAGAAUCGCUAUGGCACAGUCACGGGCACUCAUUGCAUCAGGAGUCCCCACGGUCCCAGUGAAGAACUUAAAUGGAUCCAGUCCUGUCCAUCCAGCUUUGGCAGGUAUCACUGGAAUUCUGAUGAGCGCCGCUGGACUCCCGGUCUGCUUGACCCGCCCACCCAAACUUGUGCUCCACCCCCCACCUGUCAGCAAGAGUGACAUCAAACCUGUGCCAGGCCUUGGUCACUGCUGCCGGAAAACCACAAAGAAGCAGGCCCGCAAAGGUAGAACUUCAGAAGAAGUUGUUAGAAGAUAUCUCCAGAAAGUCCGCAGCCCACCUGAAGAGGAUUGUACUAUCUGUAUGGAGUCUCUCUGUGGCCCGUCUGGUUAUAAAGGCCCAGGUGUCGGGGGCAUUUCUCGGGCCGAGGCAGUGGGUCGUCUGUCUCAGUGUGGACAUCAGUACCACCUGCAGUGCCUGGUGGCCAUGUACAACAACGGCAACAAAGACGGCAGCCUUCAGUGUCCCACCUGCAAGACCAUCUACGGCGUUAAAACCGGCAACCAGCCACCAGGAAAGAUGGAAUACCACGUCAUUCCUCACUCCCUUCCUGGACACCCUGACUGCAAGACCAUCCGGAUUAUCUACAACAUACCCCCUGGCAUUCAGGGUCCAGAGCAUCCCAACCCCGGGAAGCCCUUCACAGCCCGUGGAUUUCCAAGACACUGCUACCUCCCUGACAGUGAAAAAGGCCGCCUGGUGUUGAAGCUGUUGCUGGUUGCUUGGGACCGCCGGCUGAUCUUCUCAGUGGGCACGUCCAGCACUACGGGCGAGACUGAUACGGUCAUCUGGAACGAGGUGCAUCACAAAACCGAGUUCGGCUCCAACCUGACCGGCCACGGUUACCCAGACUCCGGUCACCUUGACAACGUCCUGGAAGAGCUGAGGGCGCAAGGCAUCACUGAGGAUGAGUGUCUGAGAGACUGAACAUUUAAGUCGGAAGACAAAGACUGAAUGUUUUUUCUUUUUGUGUGUGUGUGUGUGUUAGUGUUGCCAAAUCCGAAUUCAAUUCCCAGCUCUUGUUUCUCAGAAAACCUGAGACACCUUCAAAAUAAAA
Molecule: messenger RNA, 2567 nt
Organism: Carassius auratus (goldfish)
Lineage: Eukaryota; Metazoa; Chordata; Actinopteri; Cypriniformes; Cyprinidae
Product: E3 ubiquitin-protein ligase DTX4-like
Exons: 9
Coding region: 323-2437 (704 amino acids)
Biological process (GO): protein ubiquitination; Notch signaling pathway
Molecular function (GO): zinc ion binding
Source: RefSeq, a predicted model, not a curated record